AUGGCUCAUCACCCAGCAAACACCCGUGGCCGCGGGGCUCACUCUCGAGGACCUCAGCGUGGGACCACCCCUUUUUCGGAUGGAAGUGGAAACCUCGAACAUGCCUUGCCCGAGGGCUUGGGGGAGUCUGACGUUGCUUUGGAGUCCGAUAGUGCAGAUGAUGAUGAAUCUGUUCAUGAUGAAACAGAUGACAGAUAUCAUGAUGAGGACAACGACGAAGACGAAGACAACAUUACUGCGCGCGUUGGUAAUGACACAAUUAAUAUUCUGAGGCAAUUCCAGGCUGUUGCUGGCGAGUAA
Messenger RNA from Saitoella complicata NRRL Y-17804, 300 nucleotides. RefSeq lists its product as uncharacterized. The record is from RefSeq and is a predicted model, not a curated record. The transcript has a single exon. Lineage: Eukaryota; Fungi; Ascomycota; Saitoellomycetes; Saitoellales; Saitoellaceae. The coding region runs from base 1 to 300 and encodes 99 amino acids.